Ilex paraguariensis (yerba mate) is the source of this 354-nucleotide messenger RNA. Lineage: Eukaryota; Viridiplantae; Streptophyta; Magnoliopsida; Aquifoliales; Aquifoliaceae. The record is from the annotation of a GenBank genome assembly.
AUGUUGAAAUUGAAUGUAGAUGGAACUUCUAAAGGGAACAGUGGUCUUGCUGGUGGAGGUAUGGUUUUAAGAAAUGUUCAAGGUCAUGUUGUACUAGCAGCUGCUAUAUUCUAUGGGAUAAAUUUCAAGUUUAGACAUGUAUAUAGGGAAGCUAAUAAAGUUGCAGAUUUUUUGGCUUCUUAUGUGGUGAAUUCUGGCAGUUGCUCUGAAUUUUCUGAAAGGGAAGUACUGCCACUUGCUGGCAGAUUACUCCUGCAACAGGAUCAAGGCAUGAUGCCCAUUGCUAGAUUGAAGAGAGUGCUUGUUUAUGCAACAGGACCUGAACUGGAGUGCUGGUUGGAUGAUUCUAUGUGA